This is a messenger RNA of Ostertagia ostertagi, 2802 nucleotides long. Lineage: Eukaryota; Metazoa; Nematoda; Chromadorea; Rhabditida; Trichostrongylidae. The record is from the annotation of a GenBank genome assembly.
AUGAGCGACGAGGAAAUGGAGCAAGACGGAGAACAGGUCGGGUUUCUUUCCGAUCCAAGAAUACAAAGUGAACCACCGCUUCUGAGCGAGAGCGCCGCUAUUACAAAGGCUUGUGAUGAAGCCCUCAGUAACAAUAUUAGGAAUCUGUCUGGACCCAAAAGGGCAGCCAUUUUGAAUGCGGUGGAGGCUGCCGUGACAGCUGUGAGGGAUGAGGUAGAGAGACCCCACAGCGAAAUAAGAGAUCUAAAAGAGUUUCUGUCGGAAAGCGGGCUAUCCGUUCCACAACUACGGUCAGUGUUGCAGGAGGCAGAGAUUAACCUGGGGCUAAUCGAUACAUUGGCCGGGGUGAUGAAGUGUGGACGGGCUCACCUAGCUGAUGCGGUGAUAAGCCUACAGCAGGAAAGAGAUCACUUGACACAUAAAGUGACGCUUUUGCAGGAACAAGUCAAGAGAUACAGUCAGCCGAGAGCGACGGUUGAAGAGCGCCCAGAAGAAGCGCAAGGUAAGACGUUUUCUUGGCGGAAGCUCAGUGAACGAUUGAUAUCGUCCAUCGAACAUAAAGACGGACUGAAUAUGCAGGUGCCCGGCGAAUCUCAUGGGAAGACAGAUGGACAGUGGAAGCACCCGAGUCAGGACUUGCAAGGAGGAUUGCAAGAUGGUGCGAGAAAAUAUUCCCUGUCCGAGAAGACGAAUUGGAAUGAUUCCUACCACAUGUUAACCGCACUCGAAGCUCCCAAUGGUAUGGUUUACCAAUCAGUACGUAACGCGGCACUGAGACUUGAGCGAGGGCGCGAGGCACUCCGGGCAAAGCUGCAAUCACAAAAAGGUCAGAGACAGGACCAAAUUGAUCCCAGUAAGCAUAGGGGGCAUGGUAAAGCUGAUACUGGAGAGGUGAUGCCAGGAGACGGAACAAGUGGGAAAAAUGUCCCUGGGAGGAAAACUAAAUGCUUCAGGUGCGGAGAAAUGGGACACUAUGCGAGAAAUUGCCCAAAUGCUAACGCCCAGGUGUCAUCCCCACGCAGCCGACGACAGACAAAAGCGGAAAUCAAACGAGUGCAGAUGCUCGGCAUGACGGUAGAUGCUAUGAUCGAUACGGGAUCAGUAGUGUCCAUAGUCCCCCUUGGUCUAUUGUUGGAAGCGAAAAAGAAAAUGAUCGAUUUGGACAAGCUAGUGACCAUAAUGGGAGAUGGUAAUUCUCAAAAAGUCAUGGACGCCUCCGGAAACACUAUGAGCUUUCUUAUGCUCAUAGCCACAGAGGUCAAUGUACAGGGAGCAGGUCAAGCUUGCGUACAGCUGCACAUUCAAAAAAGUAAUACUGACGCGGAUGAGUGCAUUUUCUGGUCCAGCAACAGUCGAAUCUCCUCAGGUGUGUUAAAGGUAUCACAUGGCGAAGCACUAGUGUCUGUUAGGAACAGCACUAUGGAGCCGUGGGUUAUUCGUGAAGGAGAAACACUCGGCAAAUGGGGUGAAGAGGAAUGGCACGAUCCCAGGACCCGAGACCUUCCUGGAGAUAUGCUAGAGUUGUCCCGCAAUCUCCCCCGAAUAGAGGCUAAUCGGACUGGUGACCUUUUAGCAAUACUAAAUAGCAAUCACAAGGCGGGACAACUCCCGGAAGAAUUAGCAACACUCAUAGCUGAGUAUGAGGACGUAUUCGCCAUAUCUGACUUGGAGCUCACCCAGACGGAUCUGGUACAUCACAGCAUCGAUGUAGGAGAAUUCUAUAGAAUUCUUGGGCCAUGCAGUGGAUCAGGACGGACUGCGAACAGACCCCGGAAAAAUCGAGAAAAUUCGCGAAUACCCGCAGCCAAGAAAUUUAGCGCAACUGAGAACCUUCCUUGGGAUGACAGGCUACUACCGAAAAUUCAUUUUUCGGGAUGCAGGCCAAGAUUUUCCACAGGACACCAAAACUGCGAGCCUCAUCCUCGUCGUACAAAUGAAGAUCCGUACGACCUGCCAAGUCUGUUCGAUUACGCAUGCAGUUGGGCGCAGGCCCAUCCAUGGAGCGAAGACUUGUGGAAAAGUUUACCACCGAAAAAGUCCUUGGUUCUGUUACCAUUCGAGUUCAAAGAACACGUUUACUCGAUACAGUCGCACUGUCAACUGGUACAUGUAUAUUCGAAACCGGAUGACGUGCAGGAAAGCUGGUGUCAAGAUGAAUAUUCCGCCGUCGUACUUUUCAGCCCUUCGAAGGCCUUUGAUAGCGGAGCGUGGGCCAAAGCAUGGCAACUUAUACUUGCAAUGAUUUCGGACGGAAUCGAACUUUUCGUCUUGGGAUGCCCCCGAGACAGCAGACAGUGGCCGAAAGCAAUUGAUGGAUUACGAGAUAUGUGCGAGGAAACCGUUGCACAACGGCCGAAGUUGCAGAGUAGAAUCAAAUGUUUGUUGAUGACAAAAAGUGAAGAAACUCUCGCACUACAUCCAUGUAACGUCAUUACAGAGAACACAGGAAUGCGCUCUUACCCGCCAAGUGCGGUCAAGAAGUUCUACGAAGCCACACGCGCGUUCUGUAUAGCGCAUAUAAGGCUCACGCCAUACUAUGAAAUACGGACAAAAGAAGAAGCUCAAAGAAAUAAACCGUGUCUUAUGAAGGAGGACAAUGGGCAAGAAGAGAGGUACUAUCAGCACGGAAGACCACCCCCGCGAUUCUGCCCGAAGAAAUGCGGAUUCAAGAAACCAUACUUCCGGAGCCACGACCCUCCAAUGAGAUACAGACGUCCGAGUUCUGGAAACUAUCGCGGGCCUAACCCUAGGAAUGUCGGCGAACGGUGGCCCCACCCGAGAAAGAAUUUCUACAGAGGCUGA